This is a messenger RNA of Symbiodinium natans, 4704 nucleotides long. The record is from the annotation of a GenBank genome assembly. Lineage: Eukaryota; Dinophyceae; Suessiales; Symbiodiniaceae.
AUGGACCCGGCGGCGGCGCCGGAGGCUCCAGAGGUUCCAGAGGAGGACGGUGGCAAGAAGGACGAUGAGAGCGACUACGGGGAUGACGAUGGGCUGUCUUGGUCUGGGCCAUGGAAUGCCGCCUCGGAGGCGUAUGCAUCUGCUGCCGUUGAUGCAGAUGCAGAGGCAGCACCAGAUGCGCAGGAACAGCCAGAGGACUCAGUCGUGACUGACCCCUACGCGGUGGCAGAGUCCGAUCCGUACGAGAUGUUCUCCGAAGAUGAGGUUGAGGCUCCGGACCUCACGACCUCAGAGCCCAAAGCAGCGGCUCCAGAAGAUGCACAGAAGCGGCCGGCAGAGCUGUCCAAGCCCUCACCGAAGCCCUCAGCGGCGCCUGACCUCAAAGGCAGCAAAGGCAGCCAGGAAGGGCCACUUGGCAGACCGGCCAAAGCUCAGAGGACGGAGGCCCCCGCUGCCGAGCCCCAAUUGACUCAGCCAGCUCCGUUGCCUUUGAAGCAGCUGGCCGAAGUCCUGCAAGUUCCGCCUGCUUCCGAGGCCGAGCUACCAGUCUGGACACCCAGCUGGCUACAGGAGACCUCCGAAGGAGAGGCAGCUCUGACGGACCACCUCGCGCAGGUGCCAGAACGUGAGCUCGUCGACAAGGACAUCCUCGACGAGGUGUUGUCUUGGGACGAGCGCUGCGUUAUCGUGCGGCAGGGGCAGGUGCACAUCGAGUUGCAGCGCCGCAAGCCGCCCAUGGACAAUGCUGCCCUGCUUCGUUUCUGCGACUGGCUGGAUGAGCAGAUGCCCCUGGUGGUCUCCCACUUCCCGUACGUCAAAAAGAGCGGCGCAUACGUCGACCUUUCUGACAAUGAGAUUGGCACGGAUGGUCUCGACAAGCUCUUUCAGGUGCUACGGGGCCAUCGUGUACCUUGUGUCGUCUUGAAAGCCUACCGAAACUCCGUGGAUGAUUCCUUCGUGGACACUCUGGUCGAGUAUCUGUACACCCAACCCGAGGCCUUUCCGAUGCAUGGUAUCCACAUCUCCCACAACAACAUCUCUGACAAGGGGGCCUUUCGCUUGAUCCGAGCUGCAGCUCAGUGUGGGCAUUAUCCACGCCUUACCACACGCCUGCCGCUUUGGCUGCGACUGGAGGUGAAUGCUCUGAUCAAUCCGCAGAAGGUGAUCUCUGACGCGAAUGAUGAGGGCUUCACUGUGUGCCUCAUGCAGGAUGGACUGUGCAGCCGCGAGAAAUGUGACCACUACUCGGGCGUUCACGUGCAGUUGCCAUAUUUCCUGAAUCAGCCUGCCAAGGCUUUUAGCAUGUUGCCCUCCAUUGCCCUCCGCUGCUGGGUAGCAGAGUUUCUGAUGCCUGCAGGGCUUCGCCAAUGUGGAGCAGUUCGGCGCGAGUCAGAGGCGGCAGACUUGGGCGGCACCCUACAGCUCCAGCCAGGGCACCCUGGCUCCCAAGGCUUCAUCUCCGGCUGGACCUCCCGAUGGGACGUCUGGCUCGUCCUUUCUGGGAGUGAAGGUAAAGGCAACUUCACUUCAUCACGUCUGGCGGACUCUUCUGCUGCCUGGUCUGUCGCAGAUGAGGGUGCCCUGGUUGCAGAAAAAGUGCUCAAAGCCUGCCUCAACUUGGAUGAUGGAGCGCUGAGCUGGGUGAUGAGCCAAAUACUGGCAAAGAAGGGCCCCCUAGUUCAGGACCAGGUGAUGGGCCACGAGGAUGAAGUGCCCACGGAGUCCAGGCAUCAGAGCCAUGGAGGAGCUGCCGCCACAAAAGGCGCCUUCGCCUGGGCGCAAGACUCGGAGGAGAAGCUUGCUAGCGCAAAUGGGCAAAGGGCAGCCUGGGAUGGCAACAGCUUCAACCACUAUGGCACCUGGGCGAAGAUAUCGGAUGUGCUGCGCCCGGUUGUGGACAGCUUCUCUUUCCAGACGUUCAUUGUGUUCUGGGUCGUCGUCGCUCUAUUUGGUGGUGAUCUCGCGACAGUCACGGAAUUGCCGGACGAGCCGGGCCUCUUUCUGCUCGACCUCAUGAUGUCCAUAGCGACAGUUGUUUUCUGCAUUGAAAUGGCCUUGAAUUGCCUGGCGCGCAUGCAUAUCUAUCCGUUAUCGUUCUUUUUUGCGAUGGACUUUAUUGGAACUCUAUCCAUGGCCUUUGAGAUCUCCUUUCUACUUGGCAACCAGGCACAGAUGCAAGAGACGCAAGAUGGUUUCGAUGCUGUCCUGAUGCGUACAGCCCGAGCAGCGAAGAUUGGGGCACGCAUUGGCCGGCUAUCGAAGCUCAUGAAAUAUGUGUCUUACCGUGUUACCAGACAUCACGGUGUUCUGUCCACAGACAAACCUGCCGAAGCCAAAGUCUUGUCAACGAAGCUGAUGCUCACACUGUCGACCACAGUGUCGAUGCUGACCAUUGUUCUCGUGUUUACGCUGCCACUCUUCUCCAUCGGCCAGUACCCGCAGCAGGAUCUCUCAAUGAAGACUUGGGUGGAAGAACUCGAGUACACUUUCAGUGAAACGGUGGCCAUGCAGCUCGGUGGCCUCAACAGUUCGAGUUUGUUUCAGGAAAAGGUGGAGAAGCUGGUCAACUUCUACAGCACCCAGAGCUACAAACCAUUCCGACUGGAGGGGUUUGGCGAGGAGGUCAUGCUCGAGAACUUAACAAUGACUGUUCUGGGGGCAUCCCUCGUGACCGGGACAGUUCCAGCACGGAUCUCGAGCAUCUUCAGGGUCUCUGUAGAUAGGUGCAUGGUGCAGCGUGCCGCUUGCCAAACAGACUCGCUGCCAUCGAUCUUCUUUGACUUCAGAAGCCCGGAGCAGGUUGAGUCGGCUGAAGACAUCGGCCUGAUGGUCUUUGUAAUCGGCUUGAUGCUGGUUGUGUCCCUGAUUCUCAGCCACACGCUGGAUCGACUGCUUGUGCAACCCAUGGACCGUAUGCUGUACAUGGUAAAAAGCAUGGCUGCAGACCUCCUGAACCAGUUCGGUUUGGAUGACAACCUGGAGGAAGAAGGGGAAAUGGCAGAGACAGCAUUGAUCGAGGAGAUCUUCAAGAAGUUCGCACGCCUCGCAAACCUGGCCGCAGUGCGCAACGUGCUCACCGAGGAGCACCUGGCAGGCAUGGACACUGAUGCCAGAGCCGUCCUUGUCGACGUGAUGCACCUGCAGGUCCACAAUUCCAUGCACAACGUGUCGGCAGUGGCAAACAUGUCUGAGCCGUCUUUUGCCAAACUACCGGUCAGCGAGACCGUCUUUUCCUCUUUUGAGCUCGACGUGCUGGAGCUGCCCGUGGAGCAGAAUCAACAGGUGGUCGUACACAUGCUGUUUGACUCUUUGAUUGGCAGAGUGACUGGCCGAAUGCUUGCUCAUCCCGACACGUUCAACAAGUUUCACUCUGUUGUGUAUUCCAAUUACAACAGCUUACCGUACCACAACUACUUCCACGCAGUUGAUGUGACCUACACCGUCCACAGGAUAAUGGAUAUCACGCGGACAGACACGUGGCUUUCAAACGUUGAGCAGUACGCGCUCCUUCUUGCCGCGCUCUGCCACGAUGUGGGCCACCAGGGAAAGACUAAUCCGUUCCUUGUGGAGAUGCAACACCCCCUUGCGCGUGUUUAUAAUGACAAGUCUCCCCUGGAGAACAUGCACGCCGCCAAGCUCUUUGAAAUAGCAGCCAACGAGGACACGGACGUCUUCAACCGGCUGGACAAAGAUGCGCGGAAGACUGCGCGCAAAGUGUGCAUAUCAACCAUCCUUCAUACAGACAAUGCUGAGCAUUUUGAGAUGGUGAGGGAAGUUAGCAAGAUCUACGAGCUUACUUCAGACCUGUGCGACGGACAGGCAGCCCAGAUUGACGAGCUGGACAUGAAUUAUGUGGAGCAGGUUCUGUCAAAGAACUCCAUGUUCUUCAUGGAGAUGUUCUUACACUUUGCAGAUGUGUCAAACCCACUGAAGCCCUUCAAGAUAUGCCAUGCCUGGGCAUGGCGCGUCCUUGAAGAGUUCUUCAAUCAGGGCGACACUGAAAAAGAGCUCGGCUUGCCAGUAGGGAUGUUGAACGAUCGGGAUAAGAUCAAUCGUCCUGGCUCUCAACAUGGCUUCAUCAACUUCAUGGUCGCCCCAUUUGUCCUGAACGCCGUAAAGGUGUUUCCGGGCCUCCAUCCAGUGUACACUCAAAUGGGUGAGAACUUGGAGCAAUGGCGGCACAUGUGGGUAGCAGAGGUGAAGCCGAGCGAGGAGGCAGAUGCGAGCGCGUGGCCUCUCUUGGAGCUCGGUCACAGCGCGGGCGAGUCAACAGCUGCUCCUCCCGCUCCCAGUCCAGAGCUGGCAGGCCAGCACGGGAAUGGCUACGAAUCGCAGCAGGAGUGGUGGCCUCGUGGACGUGGACGUGGAGGUUGGAAUGGCGGGAAAGGUGGAGGACGAUGGGCCGGAGGUUGUGGAGGAGGCAGAGGUCGCAUGUGGCAGGGCAAGACGCUCGUCUCGAAGGUCCGGAAGGACGUGAAGCUGCCUGAGGGCCAAGGCGACUUGGGAUUCCAAUGGAGGCACGUUGGAGAUGGCAAUGCACCGCGCCUUACAUCUGUGGCCCGGUCCUCCAUCGUCGGUUCAGUUGCCAAGGCUGGCGACUGCUUGCUGCGAGUCAAUGGCCUGGACAUGGCCAUGAUGACAGAGAGGCAGAUAACGGAUCUCCUGAAGCAGCGGCCUUUGGAGCUGCGCUUUGGAGAUGAAUAG